Hemicordylus capensis (graceful crag lizard) is the source of this 2718-nucleotide messenger RNA. Its product is annotated as calcium-activated chloride channel regulator 1-like. Gene Ontology annotation, molecular function: intracellularly calcium-gated chloride channel activity. The record is from RefSeq and is a predicted model, not a curated record. The transcript has 15 exons. Bases 1 to 2718 code for a protein of 905 amino acids. NCBI's taxonomy places the organism in Eukaryota, Metazoa, Chordata, Lepidosauria, Squamata, Cordylidae. Gene Ontology annotation, biological process: chloride transport.
AUGGGAUUUAAUAGGUGGCUUCUUUUACUGAUGUUACUAGAGGCGGGAAGAGGGACCUUGAUAAAACUCAACAAUGGUGGAUUUGAAGAUGUUGUUAUUGCAAUUAACCGUGAGCUACCUGAAGACCACAGGAUUGUUGACAACAUAAAACACAUGGUUGAAGAGGCAUCUGCUUAUCUCUUCAACGCCACACAGCAAAGAUUUUAUUUUAAAACUGUAAAAGUUGUCAUUCCUUUGACAUGGGGAAAUAAACCUGAAUAUAAAAGAGGAACCAUAGAGUCCUAUGAAAAGGCUGAUGUCAUAGUGGCAGAACCUUUUCUGAAGUAUGAAGAUGAUCCCUACACUUUGCAGUUUGGAGGAUGUGGGGAACAAGGACGAUACAUUCAUUUCACAUCUACCUUCCUGACAAAUGACAGUUUGCAUGAUGUUUAUGGAUCACAAGGUAGAGUCUUUGUCCAUGAGUGGGCUCAUCUCCGGUGGGGUGUCUUUGACGAAUAUAACAAUGAUGCCCCUUUCUAUGCAACUGGGAUAAACAAGGCUGAAGCAACAAGAUGCUCAGCUGAUGUCAAAGGUAAAUAUAUAUUCCAACCUAGCAAAGGACCAAUCAGAGAAUGCAAAGUUGAACGCCGAACUGGGCUGUAUGAAUCGGGAUGCCAGUUUGUGCCUGAAAAACAGCAAAGUACUCCAGCCUCUAUAAUGUACAUGCAAAGUCUCUCUUCAGUUACUCAGUUCUGUAACGAGAGUAACCAUAAUGUCAAGGCAACAAAUAUGCAGAACAAACUGUGCAACCAAAGGAGCACAUGGGAAGUAAUCAGGAACUCUACUGACUUUGCCAGUUCAUCUCCGCUAAAAGCUCCUCCACCUGCCCCCACUAUCUCCUUGCUGCAAACACGAGAGAGAGUUCUGUGUUUAGUACUUGAUGUUUCUGGAAGUAUGGAUUCAUAUGAUCGCAUUAAUCGACUGAGGCAAGCUGCAGAACUCUUCCUGUUACAGAUCAUUGAAAUGGGGUCCUGGGUUGGAAUUGUCACAUUCAGUAGUUCUGCAAUCAUCAGGACUGGUUUGCAACAGAUAACCAGUGACACCGUGCGUCGAUCUCUUGCAACCUAUCUGCCUACCUCAGCUGGUGAAGGAACCAACAUUUGUUCAGGCAUCCGCUCAGGAUUUCAGGUCUUUUUACAGAAGUAUCCCAGCACUGAAGGCUGUGAAAUUGUGCUCUUGGUAGCUGGAGAAGACCCUUCAGUGAGGUCUUGCUUUGAUGAAGUUGAGAAAAGUGGCUCAAAAAUUCAUGCCAUCGCCUUGGGGCCAAGUGCUGCACCAGAACUGGAUGUGCUGGCAGACAUGACAGGUGUUAUAAAAAUUGUCCAUGAUCUUUGUAGAAACAAUGAUAACAGGCUCGACUUUCAAAAAACAAUUCUCUUCGUCCAAUCUUGCAUCUGGAACCUGGAACUUCAAAAUCCAGCUGUUGUGAAGCUUGAAAGUAAAGGUCAAAGCAUCAGUGCUGGCGCAUGGCUGGAUGGUGUGGUAUCCAUUGAUAAAACUGUGGGAAAUGACACAUUCUUUGUUGUUACAUGGAGUGUAAGUGUAUACCCACCAGGAAUUCUCCUGACAGAUCCAAGAGGGGAAAAGUACAUUAAAGAGUUUGUAAUUGAAAAUACCAACAUCCGGAUGGCUCGACUCAAGAUUCGUGGAACUGCAGAGGCGGGAGACUGGCAUUACUCAAUCCAGAAUACAAACAACGGAGAUCAAGUCAUAUCACUGACUGUCACCACUCGAGCACCAUCUUUAACUGAGCCUCCAGUGACUGUGAAGGUGUAUAUGAAUAGAGAUACCAAUAACUAUCCUAAUCCAAUUAUAGUUUAUGCAGAAGUCAGUCAAGGAUUUUUGCCUGUUAUUGGUGCAAGUGUUACAGCCACAAUUGAACCAGAGUCUGGAACAGCGGUAGAGAUGGAACUCCUGGACAAUGGUGCAGGUGCUGAUAUUCUCAAGAAUGAUGGCAUCUACUCAAGGUAUUUCACAUCUUUCAAAGGAAAUGGUAGAUACAACAUAAAAGUGAACGUCCAGGGGAAAGACAAAACUGUCAGACGUGUCCGCAGACAGAGCCAUACUGCAUAUACAGCAGGUUAUGUAGACAAUGGUGUAAUAAAAAGGAAUGCACCAAGACCUAAAGCUAGUGAUGAUGUGAUCCCAGCAAACCUAGGAAAUUUCAACAGAAUUGCAUCAGGAGGUUCUUUUGUAAUGGCAGGAGUUCCUACAAGUCCCAAGGAUGUUUUUCCACCUGUUAAAAUCACUGACCUUGAGGUAGAGCUAGUGGAUGAUGCUGAGGAAUUCUUUUUGUCAUGGACAGCUCCCGGGAAUGAUUAUGAUACAGGAAAAGUGGAAAGUUAUGAAAUAAAAAUGAGUGAAAAUCCCUUGGAAUUCAGAGAUGCUACCUUUCAGAGUGCUAUUUCUGUGAAUACUUCUGGUCUGACCCCCGCUGUUGCUGGGGUCAGACAAUCUCUUCAAUUCAAGCCUGAAAACUUCACCAGAGAGAAUGGCACCAUAAUCUACUUUGCAAUUCGUGCCAUUGAUGACAGCAAGAAUGUUGGAGAAGUAUCUAACAUAGCAAGAACAGCUUUGCUAGUUCCUCCAUUGCCUCCUACAGCUGACAGUACCUCUGAACUCAAUGACACUGGACACAGUAAUGACACAGUUUAUUACAUUCAAGAACAAUGCAAAUAG